Corticium candelabrum is the source of this 1358-nucleotide messenger RNA. RefSeq lists its product as uncharacterized. NCBI's taxonomy places the organism in Eukaryota, Metazoa, Porifera, Homoscleromorpha, Homosclerophorida, Plakinidae. The record is from RefSeq and is a predicted model, not a curated record. The coding region runs from base 28 to 1194 and encodes 388 amino acids. The transcript has a single exon.
CGGUUCUUUACGCUGGACGCAGACUCGAUGGUGGAGAAAUUGCAACGCAAGUACGGGUCUCAGCUGUCACUCGCACAGAACCCCGUAUGGAUGACCGGAUUUCGUCAAUCAGUAGCGAGAACAAACGAGGAAUGCUUUGAAUACCAAUUAUACGGAAAAUGGAGGCGGCAGUCGCUUCUUGUUGGCCGCAUCCUUGAACCCCUCAUGCUUAUUCAGACUGCAGUUGCUAAGUACCCGGAUGUUGGGAAGAUUGUAAUACGAAGACCCGUAUUCAUUACAGGGACCGGUCGAAAUGGCUCGACACUGCUUCACAAUCUCUUGUCUUAUUACAGCAAUGUUAGAUACUUGACAAUGGAGGAGUGCUGCAAUCCAGUUCCUGACAUUAGGAGCAAAGCGUUUGAUUUAAAAUGGUACCAAAACCGGCAAAGCUGGUGGAGAGACCUCAUGUCGGCAUCCAAAAAGACACUUCUUGACUUGGAACUGUAUAGUCAUCCUCUAUCGGCUUCGAAUCCCGAGGAAUGCAUUUUACUGUUGAGCAAGUAUCUUUUUUGGAUGCCGUUAUUGUCAUUUGGUGGGCCGUAUGUGGGGACUAGUUGGGGUUUGUCUCAAACAGCAUUUGCUUGUGAGGCGUACAAACUGUUUAAACGAGACCUACAAUUGCUGCUGUAUUGUGAUCAGCUGGUGAAAGGAUUUGAUGUGUCGAAUACUCGAUAUGUGCUCAAGUGUCCCUAUCACACCCCAUUUCACGAUGUUAUUAGACAAGUGUUUUCCGAUGCUGUGAUAAUACGACUUCAUAGGGAUCCUGUAGAGGUGGUGCCGUCUUACAGCUCAAUGAUGACGAGGAUAUUAGAUUCGUAUCCCAGUAAGAAUAACAGCCGUGCAACGAUAGGUAGAGACGUUAUGAAGUGGGUUGAGAUGUGUUGCAAUCGGAUGGUCAGCGAGGGUACAGACAGUGGCAUGAUAGAUGUCCGAUAUGCAGACCUAAUGAAAGAUCCCAUCGGAAUGUGUUCUCGAAUUGCUGCCGCUGUCGGGUUAGAGCACAAUAGUGAUGUUGAAAAGAGACUGAUUGCUCACUUGGAAGAUAAUCCAAAGCACAAAUAUGGAAUUCACGUUUAUAAUGUGGAUCAAUUUGGAUUGAACUCAACCGAGAUUCGUAGAAAUUUGGCCAAGUAUUGUGAGACUUUUAAUGUAUAGCGUUCAUUCUGUACAAAAUGUGAUUAUUAUACGAAGAAGUAUUGAAUUUAUUGUAGGAAUGAGAUUGUUGGUGUUGGUGUUGAAUAGGACCAAUUGCCUCAGUCAGGUUCUUAUUGUACGUGACAAGGCCAUAUGAUACAUUUUUUAGUACAGAAAACAAAUAC